GAUUCAUGCUGUCAGUCGUUACCGCCCUAAAAUGAAUUACCUGUAAGUCAAACAAAGAGAACAAACUGGAAGAUUGGGUGCAGCAUCACACCAAGAUUCAAUCACAAGAACUCUCUGCUGAGUACUGGAGGAAGUGCUCACGGUGCUAAGCUGCAUCCAUUGAUGAAGAAUAUCAUGAAGGCCAGAGAUUGUAUUAGAAAGAAGUACAGCGCCAUCUUCCUCUUUCUGGCUGUGGCUGUUUUAGUCCUUGUGCUACGUAACAUGGAGGUCCUGGAGACCCCCAGCCAGUUUCAGCAUGAGGUGAACUCCACCAUCAUCGCCCCAAGAGUUUCCACUGACCCUGAUGUGCAUCGGAGCUUCUGCACCUUCCAGCCACUGUCCCCUAAGGACGCUGUGGAGGAACGCCUCCUACUAGACUCCAUUGCUUGGCCUGAAACUCCACUAUUGCCAGCUCCUCUUAUCCUGGAGCAGACCAGUGACCCAGCUCACAGCACCUUCACCAUUCUCCCAGGGAGGGGGGGAGGACAGUGGCACAUAGGGGAUCAGCUGGAGGUUAGGAUCAAUAUGUCUGAUUUCCAGGGCCGUCCCAAGAAGUCUGGGGGAGACUUGUUACUCGCCCGGCUGCACAACCAGAAGCUUGGUGCAGGUGUGGCUGGAGAGGUGGUGGAUCAUCUAAAUGGCAGCUACUCUGCUGUAUUCUCUUUACUCUGGGAAGGAGACGCGCAGGUUGAGGUGACACUGGCUCACCCUAGUGAGGCUAUCACAGUGCUGAAAAGGCUGAACAGUCAAGAACCGGACAGGAUUGGCUUCAAGAGCCUCUUCCGCUCAGGCUCAAUCUCUGAAACUACCAUCUGUAACGUUUGCCUACGUCCAACCCAGCAGCCGCAGUGCAACCACACUGACCUCCGUACAGGCGAGCCUUGGUUCUGCUACAAGCCGAAGAACCUGAGCUGUGAUGCCAGGAUCAACCAGGCAAUGACACACUACAAAGGAAACCUCAGGACCAACGAGGAGAAGCUCUUUCAAAGUGGUGUCAACAUGAAAGUGUACAUACGGGCUUCAGGACCUGCCAGUGUCACCGUGUUGCCAAAAAAGGAAGGUCAACCACAGGUGGAGAGCAACAUUGUCAAGGUUGGACCCUCUGGCUAUUACUACCAGGGUGUUUGGCAAGCACUGGGUGGCACCACAGUUCGUCAAUUCAACGUAUCUGCUAUAAGUCAGUGUCUGAAAGGCAAAGUGGUCCACAUGCAUGGGGACUCCACCAUCAGGCAGUUUUUUGAAUUCCUCAACGCAAGACUACCAGAUCUUAAGGAGUUUGACCUGCACAGCCAGAGCCAAAUUGGACCUUUCAUGGCCUUGGACUAUGCAAACAACAUCUUGGUGAAAUUCCGCUUCCAUGGUCCUCCUAUCCAGAGUGUUCAUGUCUCAAACAGCAAGCUUCGUUACAUUGCCAAUGAAAUAGAUGGCUUAAUUGGAGGCACUGACACUGUUGUAGUUUUUGGCAUCUGGGCUCACUUUCGCACUUACCCCGUGCAGAUCUACAUCCGGCGGCUGCAGAGCAUCCGCAGGGCGGUGGUGCAGCUGCUGGACAGGGCUCCUGGCACGCUGGUCGUCAUCCGGACCGGGAACCCCAGAGACCUGUCGCUAAUUAACAGCGACUGGCACUCGCUGCAGUGCUAUAAGGUGCUCAGAACCAUGUUCAAAGGACUAAACGUUCAUCUGAUCAAUGCCUGGGAGAUGGUCCUUGCCCACCACCUGCCGCACAACGUCCAUCCACCACCUCCAAUUAUUAAGAAUAUGAUUAACGUUCUCUUGUCCUACACGUGUCCUCAAAAGGGCGGCUAGAUGUGUGUUUGUUGGGGGAGAGAAGUGGAGAUACAAGCACACGCUCAGUUUACAUCUUAUC
Molecule: messenger RNA, 1906 nt
Organism: Sander lucioperca (pikeperch)
Lineage: Eukaryota; Metazoa; Chordata; Actinopteri; Perciformes; Percidae
Product: NXPE family member 3-like
Exons: 7
Coding region: 163-1845 (560 amino acids)
Source: RefSeq, a predicted model, not a curated record